AUCUUCCCUAUAAUAUUUCUGCUACGUCAUCCACAAAGAUAAUAUUGCGGGAGCAUCCAUUGACAUAGAUGGUAUCAAGGCAAUGAUUAAGGAUGUGUUUGGUGCUGGAACUGAAACUUCAUCAGCAGUUCUAGAAUGGGCAAUGACAGAGCUCUUAAGACACCCCACCGUAAUGAAGAAACUACAAAAUGAAGUGAGAGGGAUUCUUCAUGGAAAACAAGACAUAACACUUGAUGACCUGGAGAAAAUGCAAUAUUUGAAAGCUGUGAUAAAGGAAACUCUACGUUAUCAUCCUCCAGUCCCAUUGAUUCCCCGAGAAGCAGGUAGGGAUGCAAAAAUAAUGGGAUAUGAUAUUGCUGCUGGGACAAUGGUCCUGGUAAAUGCGCUUGCAAUUGGUUGGGACCCUGCAUUUUGGGAUGAACCAGAAAAUUUUGAGCCAGAGAGAUUCUUGAAUUCAUCGAUAGACUUUAAUGGACUCCAUCUCCAAUAUAUUCCAUUUGGCAUUGGCCGGAGAAUCUGCCCAGGGAUUGGUUUUGCCAAGGUAUUAAUUGAACUUGUGUUAGCAAAUCUAAUGCAAAAGUUUGAUUGGAAACUUCCUGAUGGAGCAAAAGGGGAAAACUUGGACACCACUGGACUCCGUGGCCUUGUAAUUCGUCGAAAAAAUCCUCUCAUUGCCGUUGCAACUCUUUGUCAUUCGUAAUUUUAUUCCACUAUAUGUAUCUGGAGCUUAUUAGCAUUAUCAAAUAAUAAUUGUAUCACCCGAAAAGUAUCUAUAAAGAAAAAUCCAAUUUAUCGAAA
Messenger RNA from Olea europaea var. sylvestris, 798 nucleotides. RefSeq names its product cytochrome P450 71A8-like. Lineage: Eukaryota; Viridiplantae; Streptophyta; Magnoliopsida; Lamiales; Oleaceae. Gene Ontology annotation, molecular function: heme binding; monooxygenase activity; iron ion binding. The transcript is spliced from 2 exons. The record is from RefSeq and is a predicted model, not a curated record. The coding region runs from base 83 to 700 and encodes 205 amino acids.